Messenger RNA from Halichondria panicea, 2173 nucleotides. RefSeq lists its product as uncharacterized. Gene Ontology annotation, molecular function: receptor tyrosine kinase binding; signaling adaptor activity. The coding region runs from base 136 to 2070 and encodes 644 amino acids. The transcript has 6 exons. NCBI's taxonomy places the organism in Eukaryota, Metazoa, Porifera, Demospongiae, Suberitida, Halichondriidae. Gene Ontology annotation, biological process: cell migration; signal transduction. The record is from RefSeq and is a predicted model, not a curated record.
CAGAUGACCCAGACACAAUGACCACACACAACACCAGAAACCACCUAAUAGCGCCAUACAGGAUGUAACACUGGCCCAAAAAUAGCUGAGACGACAGUGGACUUUGAACUAUAGCCAACAAUAACACAAGACAAGAUGUCAGCUACAGAAGAGCUACUAGAUCCUAGCUGUCUCCGUGAUCUGCUACAAGACACUGACAAAGCCAACACUAAGUGGUACAACAUUGGCCUACAGCUAGGAGUGCUUGCCCAUGUUCUGGACGGCCUCAGGAUACAGUACCAGAACAACUCUAGCGACUGCUACAGAGAGACCCUCAAGGAAUGGUUGAAUGGAGGGGAGGCCAGCUGGAGGAAACUCAGUCAAGCACUCAGUAGCAACACUGUCCGGGAGCACAAGCUAGCCAAGGAGAUACACAAGAAGCUACUGCCCACCCAAGCAGAACAAGACACAGACACAACAAGGAAGCUGUCAAGUUCUGUGGAUAGUUCCAACUCUAGUCUGAAUGACAUCAGUCCGUAUGGUUGUGGGUGUGGUCAGUGUACCUUCACCACGUAUGUGGAGGUGGGGUGUUCACAACCCACCCACUCCACAAGCUCCUUCCCAUUCCUCAACAUUGAUGCCCUCACAGGAAGUGAGAGGCAGAUAUUACACGGACGAUUAUACGAAGAGUUUGAGCAGAUCUGCUAUAAGUUCUCGAGGUUCACCCGAGCAGUAUGCGAGUCUCUCAUAGAGAGGUCUGUACCACUCAAGAAACUGGAGCGUUCGCUACGUGAUCUCAAAGCAUUUCAACCAACCUACUCAGAGAGCCCACUGUUACAGGAGAGGUUUAGAGAGCUCAAAGAUGCGCAAGACAUUGACGACGUGUUCGAUAUUCUCACUGACUACACUUCCUUCUUUAACUACAGUAUUAUAGAGCAUAUAGUACGGGAGCAUGGCGGGAGUGGUGACCAAGGAGCGCUCACGCUCUAUCAAGACCACCUCAUGGACUAUUGUAAGAGGAACAUCUUCGAAUGCCCCACCUACUCACCCCUCAAGAGAGGACUAGCUACACUCGUGCUCAAACUAGAAGAUGAGAUUGUGGAGAAUGGGAACAUGAAGCAUCUAAGUCAGCUAACAGCGCGAGUAUCACGUACCCUGUGUCUGAGUAGAUAUGCUCUCAACCUGUGUAGCGUGGAGAGGGGGUGUGUGCAGUGUGUGUAUCAACUACCAGUGGGCGUGGCUCGGCAGAUGCUACCCUUGUCACAGUCACAGAGGGACGAGCUUACUAGUAUGGGUGUGGUCAAACUAGUCUGUGGUAGAGAGAGCUACAAGUUCACCCAGGAGAGUACAGACCCCCCACCACCACCCAUACCACGAAGAACAAGCAGUUUAAGAACAAGCAGUUUAAAAGGACCGGCUGACCCCCCACAGGCUACAGUGUGUGAGUCAGUUGUCAUGGAGACCCAUCCGUGGUACCAUGGCAACAUCUCUCGUGACGAGGCAGAGGAGCGACUCAGAGGGACACAAGUGGACAGCUUCCUCAUACGUCGUAAGGAGGGGGCGGGAGUGUAUGCUCUAUCAGAGAUCUACAACAGCAGUCCCAAACACUACAUCAUGAGGAAGAGUAACGGAGUCUAUCAGAGCGUGUAUUCACUGGAGAACAAGGCCUUCCCCAACAUACCAGCUUUAGUGGAGUAUUUACAACUCAAGUUCUUCUUUCAGCCAUGUCAGAGAAAACUACCCCCCACCGAGAUGAUACAGUUACAUGAGGUUGACUGGGUCUCCACAAAGACCACCGACGACUACACGGGGGACAGUGGGUUUGGUACUGGAACUGGAGAUGAUGGAUUUACCACGGCCCUCCCUACUAGUGGGUGUGGCAGUGGGAGGGGUCAAGAAUACACACACCUACAUAGAGAGAGCCUAGAGCAAGAGAAGCCAUACACACAAGUACAGAGGAGUGACGACUACAAGGACUACAAGGAGAUCGGAGAUAUACAAGAGCAGAGAGGACCAAUCAGAUCCAGUCAUGUGACAACACAUCCUCAGACAUUACCACCCCUUUAUGAAAGAGUAUCGACUACACUAUAGCUAAUACUAACCAACUAACGUGCGUGCUGCCUUUACCACAUAUAACUGUAUAAUUAUCAUAAUGAUCACUUAUAAUCACUUAUAACAUUGCAGUUAAAGCGUA